This is a messenger RNA of Lithohypha guttulata, 1278 nucleotides long. RefSeq lists its product as uncharacterized. Bases 1 to 1278 code for a protein of 425 amino acids. Gene Ontology annotation, biological process: signal transduction; protein phosphorylation. The record is from RefSeq and is a predicted model, not a curated record. Lineage: Eukaryota; Fungi; Ascomycota; Eurotiomycetes; Chaetothyriales; Trichomeriaceae. Gene Ontology annotation, molecular function: ATP binding; protein serine/threonine kinase activity. The transcript is spliced from 3 exons.
AUGCAAGACGAAGAGAAAGCGUACAGAGAUGAAGGUAUAGCCAUUGAGCAGCACAUCCUGCAAGAGCUUGACCUCGAUAAUGAGCGUCAAUCUCCAUUCUCCAACAGGCGGAUCUCAUGGUCCCGGCAAUAUUCUUGUCGUGUCCUGAUCAAGAAGUACAGCAAGCGUGAGAAUAACGAGAUAACGAAAGCACAGCUGGAGAUCGCGGCAUUAUUGGCCUGCAAGGAAGAUGCUACUCCACCUUUGCUGGACUACUUUGACCCAUCUGAGACGAUAUGGGUGGUGAUGGAGGAGAGAGAUGACGUGCCAUUGAAACGGUAUAUCGAAGGGUAUGGUACCUUGUCCGAAGAGAUGAUCAAGUCAGCCGUUACGCAAUUGUUCUCUGGAUUGGCAGCUAUGUUUAUGGCAGGGUUUGCGCAUCUCAGAAUAUGUGAUGAGACCUUGUACAUGAAUGCGGAAGGACAACUGACGAUCAAGGACUUCUUCUAUGCGCAUAAGUAUGGAGCGCAGAAGCUGGAAGAUCUAUAUGCAACGACUGAUGUCAGGUAUGGACGGGACAUUUAUGCUGCACCGGAAGUGCUUUCAACAGUAGGCAACUACAACGCCAGGAAGGCUGUGCUUUGGUCGUGUGGCGUUGCUAUUUACUACAUGGCUACAGGACAAACUGAGCGUCUCUCGAAUCUCGACCGUCCUACCUUCGCUACCACCUCCGCAGCACAGAUCCAGUCGACCCCCACCAACACUGUACUCGAGACACAAGCAGAUGAGCGCAAUGUUCCAGGAACUCCACCAACUCCUUCCCGGCGCCGUUCUUCUCUCGCUACUGCUCUUGCACACCGUCGGCGUUCCUCAGCAAAUAAUGUCCACAGCCGCAAAGCUUCCUUGACUCAACCACCAACUAUAAUCACCUACCCAGGCACACGCUUCGAAACAGCCUCCUGGGUACGCGAUAUCAUUUCGAAAAUGCUAAUCGUCAAUCCACUUAGACGCGCUGAGUUGAUCGAGGUGGCAUCCAAGGUGCCCAGAGAAGUAGUGGCAAAGACUGCACGACCAUUGCUUGAGCUUUGUUGGUUGGAUUACAAGGAACACGUCGGACCUUAUGCAGGCUUGAAUUUCGACAUUGAUGAUUCGGCGAGUAUCAGUAGCAGUUUGUUCUCGGGAGUCAGUAGAAUGAGCAAUCCGUUUGCAGGCUUGCUGAGCGGCAGGAGGAAAAGCUCAAUUGAUGCGGGUGGAUCAGACACUGCGAGGGCAGGGAGGACAUACGCUGGAUUUGUCUAA